Messenger RNA from Tilletiopsis washingtonensis, 1461 nucleotides. Its product is annotated as PAP2-domain-containing protein. The transcript has 8 exons. Bases 79 to 1362 code for a protein of 427 amino acids. Gene Ontology annotation, molecular function: phosphatidate phosphatase activity. Gene Ontology annotation, biological process: phospholipid metabolic process. Lineage: Eukaryota; Fungi; Basidiomycota; Exobasidiomycetes; Entylomatales. The record is from RefSeq and is a predicted model, not a curated record.
CUGCUGCACGCUGCGGCCGCCUCGCCGCUGCCGCCGACGCCUCAAAAGCCGCCGCGCCGCCCGCUGCGGCUGCCCGCCAUGCCCUACGCCUUCCCCGCUCCGCCCGCCUCUGCCCCGCCGCGCCCGCACCGCGCUGCCACUGCGCCGCACCUUGCUCCGCUGCCGUACCGCGACGAGCCCGACGCCGCCUCUGCGCCGCACCCGCUGCGCGCCAGCGUCGACGACGACGACGACGACGACGAGCCGCGCCUCUUCCGCACUUCGCUGCACCACGCCGCCGCACCGCUGACCGGCAGCAUGGCCGAGCACUCGCAUCCGCCGCACGCGGGCUUCAGUGCUGCCGCUCCGCAGCGCGGCAGCGGCCACGGCGCCUCGGGCUCGCUCGGCGGCCUGCUCGAGCCCAUCGCACAGCCGGCGCGCCGCUGGUACCGCGAGCAGAGCUGGACGCAGGCGCGGCCCAAGACGGACAACAAGCGCCGCAUGCAGCUCAUCGUCGCCUAUGCGCCCGACUGGAUCAUCACGCUCGUCGUCGCCGGCCUGCUGGCCCUCGUGAACGACGCAUACGGCUUUCGCCGCGAGUUCAGCCUCACCGACACGUCGCUGCAGCACACGUACUCCGAGACGGAGCGCGUGACGGUGCCCGAGCUCGCCGUCUACUGCCUCGUCAUCCCGAUCAUCCUCAUCCUCAUCUUCUCGCUGGCGGUGAACCGCAGCGUGUGGGACUUCCACGCCGCGCUCCUCGGCCUCGUCCUCACCCACGCCCUCACCAUCACCGCCACGACGCUCAUCAAGGUCUCCGUCGGCCGCCCGCGCCCCGACAUCAUCGACCGCUGCCAGCCGCGCGAGGGCGCCGCCAAUGCGCCCGUCUACGGCCUCGUCACCGAGACCAUCUGCACGCGCGACCUCUCGUCGCACAUCAUGUCCGAGGGCUUCCGCUCCUUCCCGAGCGGCCACUCGAGCGCCGCGUGGGCCGGCCUGACGUUCCUCAGCCUGUACCUGGCCGGCAAGCUGCACCUCUUCAACCGCAAGGGCCAUGCCGCGACGGCCUGGCUCGUCUUCUUCCCGCUGGUCGGUGCUGCGCUGAUCUCCGUGAGCCGCACGAUGGACUACCGGCACCACGCGACGGACGUCAUCGCCGGCGCCAUCCUCGGCGUGCUCAUCUGCCUCGGCACGUACUUCCGCUACUACCCCUCGCUGCACCACCCGCGCUGCCACAAGCCGUGGGCGCCGCGCGUGCCGCGCGUUGAGCCCGUCGACGGCGAGGAGCACUCGGACAUCGAGGUCGGCGCGCACCCGCACCGGCACCUGCAGGACCUCAGCUCGCACGACGACGAGAUGCAGCGCGAGACAGUGAACCACUAGAUGCGCACGGCGCCGGGCCUUCUGUCGCCAUGUCACGGCAAAGUGCAGGGCGAUUGAGAGGCGAAAAAGUACAGUUACAUAUAACAAUCAGUGACACGC